Messenger RNA from Ectocarpus sp. CCAP 1310/34, 1018 nucleotides. The record is from the annotation of a GenBank genome assembly. NCBI's taxonomy places the organism in Eukaryota, Phaeophyceae, Ectocarpales, Ectocarpaceae.
AUGUUUGUGGUACAUCUCCCUCCGUCCUCGAAAAAACACUAUGACUGCCUGCAACAGCGGGUCGAGAAGCGCCGCGCUGAUGUGCUCGAGAUGGUGCGGAAGGAUCCCGUGUUGGAGGAGGAGAUGAGGACAGUGCUGGGGGUGCAAGGGUUGGAGGGCGUAGCCGCAGCUCACGCGGAAAACACUCGCGCGAUGGCCGCUUCGUUGGCCGCGUUGAAGGGCAAAAGCCAGAGUAACAUCGGCCGCGUUGCGUAUACGACCGUGCUGGCCGCGGUGGCUGGAGCUGGGGAGCACACUUGCAGCCCUACCGAUCCGUGCAACCCCGCAGAGCGGUGCCCUCCCGCUGAGCCGCAGGGUGGCGUGAGCUUCGCCCAGCGAGCGGAGAGCCUUGGGGUGAGGGAGAAAACGUUCCGCGCGGCGCAUGUCCGGAUGCACCAUACCGACCAUACUAUCCCCCCGCCGCAAGCUCUGGAAGAGGGGCGCUACUGCUGGACUACACGCAAGACAAGGAGCGACGCGACGGACGAACAUGUGCUGGAGUUAGCGAUCCGCUUCUGGCACUGCGACGACGUCUCGCGUGCAUCGGGAGAUUCACCAGUUCAUGGGGGCGGAGAACCAGGACAAAGGCCUAGAAGUAGCCUAGGGGUGGAACCAGCAGAUAGUAGAGUCGUGGUAGCGGCAGGGGAUGAACACGCGAACCCUGGCCCCGAAGUAGUCGGACCAGCCCCGCGCCCCGAAAAGGUUACGAGAAAAUACACGUGCCGUGUUCGCAGGACGUCGUCAUUUUGAGUGCCUCACUUGGUCGUAUUAAUGUGUUUUGAUCUCGUUCGUGGUCAUUGCUGGUGGUGGUGGUGGUGGUGCUGCUGCUGCUGCUGCUGUUUUGUGUUGUGUUGCUGUGUAUAGCAUGCUGUGAGUCGUUAUGUGCCGCCAGUGCUGUUUCGUUGUCGUUGAGGAAACUAACGGAGAAACCGGAUUGUACUCUUUGAGUGUUUUUACCGUCAAAAACAACCACACUUCA